UGGCUCUGGAGAAAAGCGAGUUUUUUCUGUCCGAAAUUUCCUUUUUGGGCUACAUCGUCACGGUCGAGGGACUGAAACCUGAUCCCAGGAAGGUAGCAGCGGUCCGAGAAGCCCCGGCCCUGGUCACGCUCACUCAGGUUCGAGCCUUCCUAGGGCUGGCCUCUUAUUAUCGACGCUUCAUUCGGGGCUUUGCCUGCCUCGGCAAGCCGCUGAUGAACCUGCUGAAGAAGGAGGAGCAGCUGAUCUGGACACCGGAAUGCGAGGCGGCUUUUCAGGCACUCAAGGAGGCUCUGACAUCGGCGCCCGUGUUGGCGCGUCCCAAUCCGACAAGACAGUUUGCGCUGCAUACGGACUGGCAGCCACAGGCGAUAUCGGCGGUGCUGACUCAGCAAGGAACGGAUGGAAGGGAGCACGUCAUCGAGUAUGCAUCGAAAACGCUAAGCCAGGCACAAUCAAACUACGAGGCAUGCAAGGGUGAGUGCUUGGCAGUGGUGUGGGGGGUUCAGCACUUUCGACUGUAUCUGUACGACCAGAAGUUCGUGCUCGUGAUGGACCAUCAGCCAUUGCUGUCGUUGCGGAACAACACGGACUACACGGGUACCUUGGGAAGGUGGGCGGUGAGAUUGCAGGACUACGACUUCGACAUCCGCCACCGCGCCACCAGGCAGCACGGGAACGCCGACGGUCUGACGUGCCUCCAGCCGCCGAACAAGAGUCCCGCGAACGAAAAUCUCAUCUCGUGGAAACCGAUUUCGCCUUCGACGAAACCCGGCUACGGGGAGUUGCCUGGGACGGAGACGACUCGAGUGUUCAUAGAGUUCCGCGCGCUCCAGGUGGCACCUAACUUCGUGCAUAGCGUCGCCACCUUUAUCGGAGACCUGAUGAUCCUGCCGCAGCCGAAUCGGGAGCCGGCGCGAAGCUUUGUGCGCGAAUACGAGGUGCAGGCGGCGAGAUCAGUGGCCAAAGUGCAAGGACGGGGAGGACGCCGAUUCACAGCCCACGAAGCACUGUUACGCAGGGCAGAGGACGAACCAAUUGCAUUGCUCACGGAGGGCCCCUAUCCUAUGAGCGAGUUGUCGGAGUAUUUGGUGGAGCUGACUGACGUGGAGCCGCUGCCUUUCGCAGAUGCAGACGCGUGGGAGUUGCACCGUGCGCUAUACAAGUCGGUGGCGUUAGGGAUGUUCCGAUUCUUCGUGGAUCACGAAGACCACUGCAUCGGGGAGCACUUCGUCGUCUAUUACGUCAUCACGCGGCCCAAGCCAGCGCAGAAGGAAGGGACGGUGGCGUUGUACCCAUUUGCCCAGCUCCAGACAACCGAUCCGGGAUUGUUGGAGCUCAUACAUCUUGAGCUCCUAUCCAUUGCUGAAGUGAUCGCAAGCGAGGAAGAGGAGAUCCAGCCACGAUUGUGGACGGCGGCUGCCUCGCGGAGAACGUACAACGUGGUCGUCAUCCUGGAUUACAUUGCGCAGCGCGACGAGAGGUUGGAGGACUUCCCUGAGGAAAAGCCGCUGCGACCUCCCUCAUCGUAUCCCAGACCUGCGCCGCCAAAAGCCCCCAAGAAGACGCCGAAGAGGAAGAGACGCCACCCAUCGCCAGGAGCGCAAGGUAGCCGAAUCGGAGGUGGCGAGGAGGUGGUUCAGCCAGUGCACGCGCGGAAUCCCGACCCUGUGCCUGUGAGUGCGGCGACGCUGGUUAAGGAGACUGUCGUGUUAUCGCCGCCCCUCCCGCGUGUGCCCGAUCUCAAUCUGGAUGGAGCCGGGCCAUCAGCCACACCAGCCGGAGGAGGACGCCGAAUGGGAUUACCGGAUCCCGUAUCCAGACCCCCCGUCCUCGCGGGACCUUUCCGCUUCCGCCAGCCACCCCGGAGUGCCCCGAUCAUUGACAUUAGCAGCUCCUCCGAACCGGACGGUCCACCCGACAGAGGUGGAUUUCAUGGUGGAACCCACCACUAUCAGGCUCGAGGCCAUUGCGGGGGCGCCGCGCCCUGAUCCAGCGUGGGAACCAUAUCUGACACCCCCUUUUCAAGGGUGUAUCGCUGCGCGGCUGGCAGGGACGCUCAUCUACGAGACCGGGCAGCGUCCCAAUA
Chara braunii is the source of this 2086-nucleotide messenger RNA. The record is from the annotation of a GenBank genome assembly. NCBI's taxonomy places the organism in Eukaryota, Viridiplantae, Streptophyta, Charophyceae, Charales, Characeae.